CCACCAUCCGAUCUUAUGGACCGCGUCCACCGAACCGCGCAGACAAGUAGUGUCAACACCGAAGACACAUCCCGAUACACCGCGUCCAUGCAGCAGAACUCCUUUCCCCUCCGCCCUUCCCUCUCCAGCUCCCUCCCGCCACGAGCCCCUUAUCCUCCAACGGCCAACGAUCACCCCGGCAUCCUCCCGCCCAUGUCCGCCGCGGCCGAUGACCGCGCGCGCCGCGCCGCCGCGUUCCGCCCCGCCCCGCUCCCUCCGCCUGCGCAGAAGCAGCAGCUCUCCGGCGUGGCCGCCGCCGUGCUCGACGCCGGGGGACGCCUGGGCCGCGCCGUGGGCGACGUCUUCCGCCGCCUCCGCAUCGACGACACCUUCUACUCCGGCGGCGGCGGCGGCGGCGGCGGCGCGCCGAAUCGGAGCUGGCGCGACGCCGGGAACAAUGGCGGGAGGCCGGCGGCCGCCGGAGCCCCGGCUGCGGCCAGCAGGGAGGAGGCCACAGGCGGCGGCGCCUCCUCCGGGCGGUUCGCGCGGGCGCAGGGGAGCAUGAACCUGUCGGCGACGUACGACAGCAGGACGCACGACGUGGAGAGCUCGGUGGUGGCCAGAGGCGACCUGUGGCGCGCGGAGGCGUCGCACAGCAGCAGCAGCAGCGCCGGCGCCGGCGGCAAUGGAGCCAAUAACAACCUGUUCCUCGUGCAGCUCGGUCCUGUCCUCUUCGUCCGCGACACGACGCUACUCUUCCCGGUGCACCUCUCCAAGCGGCACCUCAUCUGGUACGGAUUCGAGCGCAAGAACGGAGUGCACUCGGUCUGCCCCGCGUACUGGUCGGCCCACAAGAGAUGGUUCUUCAUGUCCAUGCUAUGCCUGAACCCGUUCGCUUUUUCGUUCAUGGACAUGCAAUUCCCAAACGGGCAACUGAGGUACGUCGCCGGCGACGGCUUCACGGCGCGUGCUUUCCUGCCCCUCCGUGGCGGGGUCUUGCAAGCCCACGGAAAGUUCCCGGGGGAGAAGAGGCUCAGCUUCUCUUUCAAGAACAGGAAUGGCGGCAGCGUCGUCCCGAUGGUUCAGUGGCCGGAUAAGUCACUCUCGGUGGGGGUCGUCCAGGCGUUGUCUUGGAGGAGAUCCGGCCUGAUGCUGCAGCCAGCAACACAGAUCAGCAUAUGUCCUACGAUCGGCGGGCGCCAUCCUGGGGUGUGCGUGGAGCUGAUCCACUCGGCGGACGACAACGUCGGCGUAGUCUGCGGCUACUCCCACACCGCUUCUUCCCCUGCUUCCGCAUACGCCUCCAUAUCGAUCGGAAGGUCGAAGCUGAACGGCGGAGCGGCAAGGUCAGGGUUAGCGUUCAGAGUAGACGCUCCACUACUCCACGGUUUUGGCCGGCCAUGGUUCUCGGUCCAGAUGAACAGCGGCAUCGAGUUCUGAUUCCCCACUGUCUUGCCGUUGCCAUGACUGAACGAACGAACUUACUGUACAGUAGUUGAUGUUGUGUAUAAAGCUUGACGACGACUCACUGAUGCCAUGAGUAUACGCAGUAAACGCUACAACACUAUAUGUUUGGUCGCUGGCUAACUUAUCAUAAUAUGUCUAUUUUUUAUUGAGAAAUUAGACAUUUUCUAAA
This is a messenger RNA of Zea mays, 1615 nucleotides long. RefSeq lists its product as uncharacterized. The coding region runs from base 16 to 1419 and encodes 467 amino acids. The record is from RefSeq and is a predicted model, not a curated record. The transcript has 6 exons. Lineage: Eukaryota; Viridiplantae; Streptophyta; Magnoliopsida; Poales; Poaceae.